Molecule: messenger RNA, 1907 nt
Organism: Seminavis robusta
Lineage: Eukaryota; Bacillariophyta; Bacillariophyceae; Naviculales; Naviculaceae
Source: the annotation of a GenBank genome assembly
GUCCCUUUUUGCGUAACAUUUAUUCGUUUACAACUGAGGUCCGGACAGUGUAUCAUUUCUUCGAGACGUGACCGCGCAGCCACACAAAUUUUAGAAGACUUGUCCGAAACAAAGACCCCCUCAGAAUUUCUCAGUGGAUCAACAGCAACAACAUCAACAACAGCAAUACAAAGAAAAAGAAGAAGAAGAUGACAGAAUCAUCCUACGAUGGCUCCGUGGCACUGGACGUGAGUCAAUUUGGCAAAUUGUCGGACGAAGAAAUCAAAGCGCUGAAACAAGAUCAGUUACACCCGUUGUUUCGCGGCGUGGACGAAGAUGACGUCAAAGACAUUUUGGACUAUUCGUUUGCCAUGAUUAACAACGGCAAGCCACUGGAUAGUAUGGUCGCCGAGCUCGUGCAAAUGGAAAUGGACUUUUGUCCCGAAGCUACCGCCCACAAGGUAGCCAAAGUACUGGCCGACUAUAUUCACACCAAGUCAACCUCUUCGCAACAGUCACAACAACAACAAGACGCAACAGGCGACCCUCCUUCUAGCAACAGUGGUGGCAAGCAGCGAGUCGUCUCGUUAAAGUCCAAAACGGAAGGAAACGCAUUGACCAACAGUGGAGCGUUGGGAUCCAAUAAGGAUAAGGGUAAAAAGAAUCGAGGAAAUGCUCUUACCAUGGCGGGCGCGCUGGGAGCCCAACGAAACAAGGACGCCAACAAUAAUAAUAAUAAUAAUAAUAAUAAUAAUAAUGCAAGAGACAACCACCACCGAGACAAGGGAGGACGAAACAACAACAACAAUCGAGACAACAAUCGCAACAACAAUAACAAUCGAGACAGAGACAACAACCGUCAAUCACGAGGCGAUGGUGGACGUGGAGGAGACCGUGAUGGAGGACGAGGAGAUCGUGGUGGACGACGCGAUGGCGGAAGAGGUGGUCGUGGAGGUGGACGCGGCGGUGGACGUGAUAACAAUCGCCGCGAUGGUGGAAGAGGAGGUCGAAGUGGUGGUCCUCGUGGCGGCGAACGACGCGAUCGUCAAGGAGCUGCAUUUGAUCGAUUGACCAAUAAUAACAACCACAAUGAUCAUUCGAAUAGAAAGCGACGCAAUGACGAUGACUGGGGUGGUCGUCGUGGUUAUGACGGAGAAGAUGACUACAUGGAAGCGCCUCGUGGAGGGCGGGGUCGUGGGCGUGAUGGUGGCCGUGGACGUGACGGUGGAAGAGGAGGACGCGAUGGAGGAAGAGGGCGCGACGGUGGUGGUCGUGGACGCGGAGGUCCCAACAAGCGCAUGCGCAUGGAAGAACAACCACCACCACAAGAAGACUACAACAGCCACCAGAACUACGACGAAAACGAGUACUACGAUGAUGGAUACGGCGGAUACGACGAUGGAUACGGUGGAGGAGGAUAUUACCCUCCACCGUCCUAUGGAUAUCAUCAUCGCGGCGGAGGCUUUCGCGGUGGUCGUGGUGGACGAGGAAGGGGCGGACGAGGAAGACCCAUGCGGGGUGGACGGGGACGUGGAAGAUUUGGACGUGGCGCUGGAGAACAAGAAGGCGCUCCUGCUGAGGAAGGCGGUGGUGCUCCUGCUGCUGCUGAAGCGCCUCCCAAGGAACAAGGCGGAGACAAUGCCAACACGGACAUGGCUGGCCCCACGGAUGCCGCCGAAAGUCAUCCAUCUCCCAUGGUCCAAGCCAGCUACAGUGGUGGAUAUGGAUACCGUGGUGGUGGACGUGGAUUCCGGGGACGUGGCCGUGGCAGAGGAUAUCGCGGGGGUCGAUCCUACUACACGGGACGUGCCCAAGUCGCCGGUAUGAUUGCCUCCAAAGCAUGGGUACGACCCAAAGACACGGACGCCAGUGCAGGAGGCGGCGACGGAGGAGGAGAUGCCGGUGGAGGUGCUGCUGCCGAGUCCUAA